GUGUUCACUAAUAACAUAGAGAGAACAUAUAUAGUGACAAGUAGUAUAGUGUCUUCAUCCACAGAGCAAAAGUUGUGAAAUUUUAAAACGUGUCAAAAUUAGAUGUUAUAUCACCUAUUUAUCGAAAUUUUAUUUAUAUCAAAGUGUAAAAAGUAUCAUAAGUAAUAUUGUGAUAUAUAUUUAUUAUUAUAUAUACAUUUAUUAUUAUUAGUUAUAAAUUUUUUAAGAAAUUUUACUCGCUGGAAUGUUUUGUUGAUCCUCUUGUAAAUCCUCUCAAAAAUUUUUCAGAAAGAUGUCAGAAAUUUUAAGUGAAAGAAGUUAUAUAUUUGGUCAUAACUAACACACAAUGGAAAUGCAAAUAAUUUAAGUAAACUUUAUGAAGUACCGUUUCAAAUUUAAAAUCCAUCUCAAUAUCUCGAAAAUGUUUUUUAUAUAAUACUAGUUCAAAAAAAAGAAAAAAAUAAAUAUAUUCUUAGAAAGUAAUAUAAUAUAAAUACUUCAGAUAAGAAAAGAAUAAAAUCAAGGUAACGAAAAAAGAAAAGUAAAGAGAUAAGUGCGUGGAAACUGGGUUACAAUCAUGAAAUUCGCCAAUCCGUUGCAACGAUUCAAAAAAUGCAUAAUAUUAUUUUCAUUGGGUAUAAGUUGCAGUAUUUUAUCUUAUUUAAUAUAUAUAAUAAAACCAUCACAAUUAAUAUUGGAAUAUAAUCUGGAAAUGAGACCAGAUUCAUUGGCUUUUGAAUUAUGGAAAAAACCUCCAAUUCAGAUUUACAUAAAAGUAUACAUAUUUAAUAUAACAAACAUGGAAGAAUUCCUCAAAGGCGGAGUAAAAUUAAAAGUUGAAGAAAUUGGACCUUACGUCUAUCAAGAAAUAGUAGAAAACCAUAAUAUUACUUGGCAUGAAAAUAUGAUUUCAUACAUUCCAAAAAGAACAAUAAUAUAUGUUCCAGAAAUGUCGAUUAAUGAUCCAAAAAAAGAUAUAAUUCAUGUUCCAAAUAUACCUAUGUUGGGACUUUCUUCAUCGUUGCACGACGCUGGAUUUUUUGUUAACUAUCCUUGGACGAGUUUGGUAAAUAUAUUGGAUAGUAAACCGAUAUUAAAACUGAAUGUUCAUGAUUAUCUUUGGGGCUAUGAAGACAAAUUGAUUCGUUUUGCUAGUGGAGUUAUGCCAAAUUUUAUAGACUUCAUUAAAUUCGGAUUACUCGACAGAAUGUAUGAUGAAGGGGAAAAUGUAAUAUUGAUGAAUAUUGGAAAAAAUAAAAAUAUGACCGAGGAGGAAGGACGUUAUUUGAGUAUACAAUCGUACAAUGGUAGUCCAGGAAUGUCACAGUGGGGUUAUCGAGAAGAAGAUGGAAACGAAACUUAUCCAGAAAAUACAAUUUGCAAUCGCAUUAAAGGAACUACUGAAGGGGAAUUAUUUCCAUCUUAUCUAGACAAACAUGCUGUAUUCAGAAUAUUCCGAAAAGCAUUCUGCAAAGCUAUACCAAUUGUUUUCAAAAAGGAAGUGAUAAUGGAUAACGGUUUGAAUGGUUAUCUUUACAGCAUGUCGGAUGAUUUUUUGGAUACUUCUGAAGAGAAUCCGAAUAAUGCGUGUUAUUGCCAGAAAAAGAAACAAUGUUUGAAGAAAGGACUGUCCGACAUAACACCAUGUUAUUAUAAAAUACCUGCAGCGAUGUCAUUGCCGCAUUUUCUUCACGCUGAUUCUAGUAUAUACGAUAAUGUGGAAGGUCUUAAUCCGGAUUCUAAAAAACAUACUUCGCAAAUUAUAAUACAACCGACGAUCGGUAUUCCAAUGAAAAUUAAUUCGAAAAUACAGAUUAAUCUCGUUAUGCAACAUACAAUUUACAAUUCCAAAAUCAGGCCUUUUAAUGAUAUGACGAUACCAUUAUUCUGGAGUGACUUGGUAAUGGAUUCGUUACCGAAUGAUUUAACAUUCAUUUUAAAAUUAAUACUUCAAAUAUGCCCAAUGGUAGAAACAGUGAUAAUUUGGUUACUGGCUAUCGCAGGAACGACGAUGUUUGUAUUAUCGUUAUUAGCUAUAUUGUGGACUAUUAAUCAACAACAAGAACCACUUCCGUCGGAAAGGAGAGAAAGUUGCGAUUUACGAAUCCCAUUAAAUUACAAUCAGUACACAACAAUACGUAUUUUGCCGAAUAUCAAAAAGAUAAAAUCCAAGUCAGAUUUAUUUAGCUAA
Apis mellifera (honey bee) is the source of this 2191-nucleotide messenger RNA. RefSeq names its product scavenger receptor class B member 1. The transcript is spliced from 13 exons. The record is from RefSeq and is a predicted model, not a curated record. Gene Ontology annotation, molecular function: scavenger receptor activity. The coding region runs from base 578 to 2191 and encodes 537 amino acids. Gene Ontology annotation, cellular component: membrane; cytoplasm. NCBI's taxonomy places the organism in Eukaryota, Metazoa, Arthropoda, Insecta, Hymenoptera, Apidae.